UUAUUUUAAUUCGUGUAGUGAGAAGGUAGUAAUCCCACCGUCCUGACUGGAGGACGGAUGUUCCGUUACUCCAUUUUCCAUCAUCGACCGAAAGGAACAAACCUGCCGGAGCAGCGCUGAUCACCGGACUGAGAAUUGCGACGAUAAAAGAUCCAGUCAUGCAUCGUGACUGCCCUCUAGACUGCAAGGUCUAUGUUGGAAAUUUAGGCAACAAUGGAAACAAGACAGAGUUGGAGAGGUCAUUUGGCUACUAUGGUCCUCUCCGCAGCGUUUGGGUGGCCAGGAACCCUCCAGGCUUCGCCUUUGUAGAAUUUGAAGAUCCCAGAGAUGCUACUGAUGCAGUGCGUGAGCUUGACGGAAGGACGUUGUGUGGUUGCCGGGUGCGAGUAGAGCUGUCCAAUGGGGAGAAGCGCAGUCGCACCCGUGGUGCUCCCCCACCAUGGAGCAGGCGUCCUCGAGACCGAGACGACUACAGGGGGCGUCGUAGCCCACCACCCAGGCGAAGAUCCCCACGCAGGAGGAGCUUCAGCCGCAGUCGAAGCAGGUCUUUCUCCAGAGACAGGAGGAGGGAGAGGUCCCUCUCCCGGGACAGGAACCAUAAACCUUCAAGGUCGUUCUCGCGAUCAAGAAGCCGCUCCAGGUCGAACGACAGAAAGUAGUGGAACGUCUGUCAGGCGUCUGUCAGGGAGCGGAAGAUGAGCGGUUGUACAGGCUUGACCGUUUCAGAUGAUGGAAUUCAACAUGGCCGUGUGGCCAUUUUUGUGUUGAGUUUUUUAAACAAUCAAGCGUUUUAGUGUCCCUCCCCUUUACUUGUUAUGGUAAUUUUCACAGACAUUGAGUGGGUGUGUACAGGUGUGUUGCCUCACCUAAGUUCAUCCUAUGGGUCCUGAAACAAUCGUGCCACCCAGCAUUCCAGUUCACCCAUUAGUCUCUGAGGCGUUUUGUUUUUUGUCAAUGAAUGUACUGUGUAGUUUGACAUAGUGUGAGUAGUUUUCCUCUUUUUCAACGCAAGCAUUUCUUUUUUUUUAAGUAAGGAUUGGGAAGAUUUCUAAGAGAGUCCCUCCUUUUGAUUGUCUGUAAAGCCAACCUAUUUUCAACUUUCUUACUUCACACUGAAGGUUUCCACCUGUUAAUGGUUGGUUGUUUGUAAUAAACGCACUCCCACAUUCAAGCUUCAAAACUAUGGCAUAGUUACGGAAAAAAAAGGUGUGAUGAACACAAGACUGAUUUUUGUCUACGAAAUUUUCCAUUAUUUUUCUUUUGUUUGAUACAAUGUGAAAUGGUCUCUCAAUUAAAGAUACCGGUUGAUUACAAAAGA
Messenger RNA from Sebastes umbrosus (honeycomb rockfish), 1318 nucleotides. RefSeq names its product serine and arginine rich splicing factor 3b (gene srsf3b). Gene Ontology annotation, molecular function: RNA binding. Gene Ontology annotation, biological process: mRNA splicing, via spliceosome. The record is from RefSeq and is a predicted model, not a curated record. Gene Ontology annotation, cellular component: nuclear speck. The transcript is spliced from 6 exons. The coding region runs from base 159 to 659 and encodes 166 amino acids. Lineage: Eukaryota; Metazoa; Chordata; Actinopteri; Perciformes; Sebastidae.